CUCUCUCUCUCUCUCUCUCUCUCUCUCUCUCUCUCUGUAUUAUUAUUCUUCUCAGUUCUGUUACUUGGGAGUUGGAAGUGUUUGCUUCUGUGUGUAAGGUUCACCAGAAGAGAAAGCGAAACACAGAGAGAAAGAUAGUUUACUGAUUAGGUCCCACUCUUUUCUGUUUUUGUAGUUUCUCUACACCCUUUCAUUUUUUUGUUCAUCAAAGGAUCAAAUGUGUACCAGAGGGCACUGGAGGCCUGCAGAAGAUGAGAAGCUUAGAGAACUUGUGGAAAGAUAUGGACCUCAUAACUGGAACGCCAUAGCUGAGAAGCUUCAAGGAAGAUCAGGGAAGAGUUGUAGGUUAAGAUGGUUUAAUCAGUUGGAUCCGCGGAUCAAUAGAAGCCCUUUUACGGAGGAGGAAGAAGAGCGUCUUCUCACAUCUCAUAGGAUCCAUGGUAAUAGAUGGGCCGUGAUUUCAAGGCUAUUUCCGGGGCGAACUGAUAACGCAGUGAAGAAUCAUUGGCAUGUAAUAAUGGCAAGAAGGUGUAGAGAGAGAUCGAAGUUUUAUGCGAAGAAAGCCGCUCAAACCUUGAUUAAGGAACAAAAAUCCUUACCAAAACAAGAUGUACAGAUGAGCAAUGAAUCAGGAAACCUUGUUUCUUUUUUGAAGUAUCAUGGAAGAUAUGAGGAUCCAGUCAUGCAUGGCCAGAUUCCAAGUUACUUCCCUAACAUGCUUAAAGACAGAAAAACCCAGAUCGAAUUUUACGAUUUUCUUCACAUAAACACUGACUCGAAUCGAAGUGAAGUGAUAGAUAAUGCAAGAAGGGGGGAAGAUGAAGAAGUGGAACAGAGACCUAAGGAGCAGGAGAAGCAGCCUAACAUCGCAUUCAUCGAUUUCAUGUCAGUUGGAAGCUCAUCAUAGAAUUGGUAUCUUCAACAAUAAUCUAACACAAUCAUAGAAAUUAUAAAUGCACAUUCCAGCUAGAUUCUGACUUGUUAGAACACAAAAUAGAGAUGCAUAUAUUUAUGUCUGGUGAUCAAAGAUGAGU
Molecule: messenger RNA, 1034 nt
Organism: Telopea speciosissima
Lineage: Eukaryota; Viridiplantae; Streptophyta; Magnoliopsida; Proteales; Proteaceae
Product: transcription factor MYB52-like
Exons: 3
Coding region: 218-907 (229 amino acids)
Biological process (GO): regulation of DNA-templated transcription
Cellular component (GO): nucleus
Molecular function (GO): RNA polymerase II cis-regulatory region sequence-specific DNA binding; DNA-binding transcription factor activity, RNA polymerase II-specific
Source: RefSeq, a predicted model, not a curated record